Messenger RNA from Hyaloscypha bicolor E, 1117 nucleotides. RefSeq lists its product as uncharacterized. The coding region runs from base 235 to 864 and encodes 209 amino acids. Lineage: Eukaryota; Fungi; Ascomycota; Leotiomycetes; Helotiales; Hyaloscyphaceae. The transcript has a single exon. The record is from RefSeq and is a predicted model, not a curated record.
CGUCAGUAUGAAUGCCACUGACGAGAAGCUAGAUCGAAGCCGAAAAGGCUGCUGAGCAAGCACGACAAAAGCGAGAGGAAGAGCAACGUCGAGAGCGGGAGAUAAACACUGUCAGAACUCGGGAACGUGGCGAUCGAGGUGACCGUGGUGACCGAGGCGACCGUCGUGGUCGUGGUGGAAGAGGCGGUGAUACUUGGCGAGGAGGUCGUGGUGAUAGAGACUUUGAUCGUGGCAAUGGCAGAGGCUUUGAUCGGAGAGGCCCCCGAUACUCUAGGUCACCAAGGCGACGCGAUUCACGAGAUCGAGGCUCAUUCAGAGGGGCUCCAAGGGAAUCAGAUUCUUAUGUACCCAGUGGCCGCGCAGUACCGCGACGAAACAACCGUACCAGAGCUUCUACCUCCGAAUCUCGAUCGCCAUCUGCUGCAAGGUCAGACUCUCGUACCCCACCUCGUCGCCGUCAGCGUUCUCCCACGAGAUCACGCUCGCCGUCCCCUCGCCGGAGAUCUAGAACACCAGACAGGCGAGGAAACACCCAUCGUGGCCGUGGAGGGAGGGGAAGAGGAAGAAGCCCAAACCGUGCACCCCGUCGAAGAUCAUCCACUCCUACGUCACGCUCACGCUCACGCUCCCCAAGGCCAUCGAAACGAAGAGCUACUUCAGACUCUAUUAGUCCAUCGCCUCCACCCAGAUCUCGACGAACUCGUCGCAACACUAGUUCCAUGUCUCGGUCACCUUCUAGGUCACCUAGCCGGACACCUCGUAGAAGAGUGUCUCGCAGUCGAGAGAGGCUUGGGCCGACUCCAACUCCAGCUAUCGAGGAGGAUGCUACGGAUAUGCGUGCUAGGGGUCGUGAACGCCGGCUAACACGGAGCAACAGUCGAAGCAUCACCCCUCCCCGAAGGCGUCGCCGAAGUCCUUCUAGAAGUUCUAGCCGUGGUGAAAGGGAUCGAAAGCGCCGUCGUUCUAUUCAGCGUUAUGAGCCAGCCAGCAAGAGGCGACGAAACACUUCUUCUACCUCUUCACGUGAUGACAAAAGAGACAGGAGAGCUGAUUCUGGAGAUGAAAGUGACAGGGGAUAUUCACGCCAUGAAAUCGAAAGCAGCAAACGCUCUGGAAG